AUGUGUAAAACACCAUCAAGUGAAUUAAUCGAAUAUAAUUAUGGUCAAGAAAAACUAAAUGGAAAUCCAUUAAACAUAGUAAUUGCUGCAGGGCCAUUUACUUUUAACAAUGGAUUUGAAUACGAGCCUUUCAAAGAGCUACUUUCCAAGGUGAAUCAGGACAAACCUGAUCUGUUAAUUUUGUUAGGGCCAUUUGUGAGUGAAGACCACCUUCUUUUAAAAGAAGGAAAGACUUCCAAAACACCUGGCGAAAUCUUUAAAGAAUGUAUUAUUGAUGAAUUAUGUAAAGUAACUAAUGUAUCCAUUGUUUUGGUUCCAAGCACCAAGGAUUUAUUUCAUCCAUUUGUUUUUCCGCAAUCACCAUUCCCUAAGCACGUAUUAUCGAAGAAUGUCAUUUGUGUGUCAAACCCUGCUCAAUUCCGAGUAAAUGAGAUAACAUUUGCUAUUGAUAAUGUUGAUAUUUUAUUUCAUCUUAUGAAUAAUGCAAUUGAGAGAAUUGAUGGAAAUGCAAAGCCUGGUUUAGAUCGAAUGGGAAGACUAUCGCGUCAUAUAUUGACGCAAAGACAUCUUUAUCCAUUAUUUCCUACGUAUGAAGAAGUAAAUCUUGAAUUCAAGAAAUCUAGUUACCUUGAACUACAACAAUUACCUGAUGUCCUAAUUCUUCCUUCAAAAUUAAAAUCUUUUGCAAAGGUUGUUGAAAAUGUUAUUUGUAUUAAUCCUGGUUAUCUUUCAAGAGAUGAAUCUGCUGGGACAUAUGCAAAAAUGACUAUACAUCCUUUACCAAAAACACUUAUAAAAGAAGAUCAAUUAAUAGAAAACUCG
This is a messenger RNA of Funneliformis mosseae, 822 nucleotides long. NCBI's taxonomy places the organism in Eukaryota, Fungi, Glomeromycota, Glomeromycetes, Glomerales, Glomeraceae. The record is from the annotation of a GenBank genome assembly.